Messenger RNA from Heterostelium album PN500, 1446 nucleotides. It is a transcript of the gene cwc2, whose product is annotated as pre-mRNA-splicing factor CWC2. The transcript is spliced from 3 exons. Gene Ontology annotation, molecular function: metal ion binding; U6 snRNA binding; pre-mRNA binding. Lineage: Eukaryota; Evosea; Eumycetozoa; Acytosteliales; Acytosteliaceae. Gene Ontology annotation, cellular component: U2-type catalytic step 1 spliceosome; Prp19 complex; U2-type catalytic step 2 spliceosome. The coding region runs from base 1 to 1446 and encodes 481 amino acids. The record is from RefSeq and is a predicted model, not a curated record.
AUGUCUUUAAAAAGAAAAUCAGAUAGUCAACAGAAGAGUGGUGGUAAUAACAAUAAUACCAAUGAUGGAAAUGGUGGUGGUGGCGGCGGUGGCGGUGGUGUCGUUUCUAUUGGUAAUGAUAUAGUUGCGUUACAAGCAUCGUUGUUGAGUAGACCCGCUCGAAAGCAGUCUAGUAAUUUGAACUCACGUUAUGAAGAUCACGAUACAGAUACACAGGAAUAUAAUAUAUGGUAUCACAAGAAGCUUGGAAAGAGAAACUGGCGAGACAGAGACGUUAGUGAUGCGAGAUGCAACGUACUCAAAGACUGUGGAAAAACUCGUGCCUCGAAAGACUCUUAUUUCUGUCUGCAUUUUGCACGUGGUCGAUGUGUCAACGGUGUCGAAUGUACCUACCUACACCGUGUACCAACACCGAACGACGACAAACGUCUAGUACUGACACACGACAUCUUUGGCCGUGAAAGAUUCAGAGAUGAUCGUGAAGAUAUGGGUGGUGUCGGUAGUUUCAGUAGAGAUAAUAGAACAUUAUAUAUUGGUGGAUUGAAAUCGAAUCAAAAUCUUAAUCAAUUGGAGGAUAUGAUUAGACGUGGUUUCGAAGAGUGGGGUUCCAUCGAGUACGUAAGAGUUAUUCUUAAUAAAUCGAUUGCUUUUGUUCGAUAUAUGUAUAGAUCCACCGCUGAGUUUGCAAAGGAGGCAAUGGCCGAUCAGACACUCGACAAUGGUGAACUGCUGAAUGUUAGAUGGGCAACCGAAGAUAGCAAUCCAUUGGCAAAGCAAGCCGACGAGAGAAACUUACAUCGUGUAGCAACAGAGGUUGUCAAUAAAAGACUAAGAGAGAUGGCCAACGACGAUCAAGCUGCUCUUCAAUUCCAAAUGUCUGGUGUAUAUCCUAACACCGAUGGUCAAUAUGAUCCAAAUUUAUUACAACAACAACAACAACAACAACAAAUGUAUCAGUAUCAAUAUGCAACUAGUCAACGAUAUGAAAUGCAUCCUUAUGCUAGGAGAUAUAAUCAACAACUUCAAGAGAGACAGAAACAAGGUGAUGCUGCCGAUGUCCAACCACUGAGUAAUCAAGUAGGAAACUAUUAUGGUCAUACACCUAAUGAAAUGAAUAUGAGCAACGAUCAAAAGAAACAGUACGAUGAAUAUCUUAAGAAUUAUUAUCAAUAUUAUGGCUUUGACUAUACUCAAUUGACAGAUGAACAAAAACAACAGAUACAACAAUAUUCACAGGCUUAUUAUGGUGUAUCUUCAACAAAAACAACAACAACCGACAACAAUACUAAUAAUAAUAAUAAUAAUCAAGAGAAAGAAGAUAAAGAAGAAGAAGAAGAAGAUGAUGAUGAUGAUGAGGAAGAAGAUAACAACGAACAAGAAUCAAACAAACAAGAAAACAACAACAAUAAUAAUGAAGAUAACAAAGAUAAAGGUGAAGAAGAGUAA